Messenger RNA from Fukomys damarensis (Damara mole-rat), 1131 nucleotides. RefSeq names its product GINS complex subunit 4 (gene Gins4). The transcript has 8 exons. Gene Ontology annotation, biological process: double-strand break repair via break-induced replication; DNA-templated DNA replication. Gene Ontology annotation, cellular component: GINS complex. The record is from RefSeq and is a predicted model, not a curated record. Lineage: Eukaryota; Metazoa; Chordata; Mammalia; Rodentia; Bathyergidae. The coding region runs from base 187 to 858 and encodes 223 amino acids.
GCGCUGUAGCGAGAGGAGUUAGCCGCCGAGGUGAGCGACGGCCGAGGAGUAAGCUUAUCCAGUGUGGUGGGCGCCCCGGCAGGACGGACGCGGUGCCCUCGCCGCAGGAGGCCGCCGAGAAACUGAAAUCUGACCUCGGCCCAGGGGUGAGGCAGAAGCCUGAAAAAUCAGCCUGUUUCAGAGACGAUGACGGAGGAGCUGGACCUCGCGGGACAGGACUCCGACGCUGGGAGUGAGGAGGUGGUGCUGACGCCCGCAGAGCUCAUUGAGAGGCUGGAACAGGCCUGGAUGAAUGAAAAGUUUGCCCCCGAACUGCUAGAAAGCAAACCUGAAAUUGUAGAAUGUGUUGUGGAGCAGCUAGAUCAUAUGGAAGAAAAUCUGAAACGAGCUAGAAAGGAGGAUCUGAAGAUCAGUAUCCAUCGCAUGGAGAUGGAGAGGAUCCGCUAUGUCCUCAGCAGCUACUUGCGGUGUCGACUCACGAAGAUAGAGAAGUUUUUCCCUCAUGUCCUUGAGAAAGAGAAAACACGCCCUGAGGGGGAGCCUUCCAGCCUCUCUCCAGAGGAGUUUGCCUUUGCCAAGGAGUACAUGGCUCACAUAGAGACCUAUCUGAAGAAUGUCGCCCUGAAGCAUAUGCCUCCAAACUUACAAAAGGUGGACCUCCAGAGGGCAGUUCCCAAACCAGACCUAGAUUCCUAUGUAUUUCUGAGAGUGAAAGAACGACAAGAAAACAUACUGGUGGAGCCUGAAGCAGAUGAGCAGAAGGACUAUGUGAUUGACUUGGAGGAGGGCUCUCAGCACCUGAUCCGAUACAGAACCAUUGCACCUCUCGUUGCUUCUGGAGCUGUACAGCUAAUUUGAAACAAGAAAUAAACAAGUGCAAUGACAUGGAGUCAGAGGAAGCAUCAGAAGCCCUUCCUCUCGCUUGGGGCCUAAGAACAAUAAUGGAGCUGUUCUCCGGGCAGCAGACGGCUCGCUGUGCAUCUGGUGGGCACUGGAAAGGAAUCACAGCGGGACUCCAAACUGCCAUAGACAAGCACUGCCUCCUCUUCCUGCCAACUCAGCCAGUGUCGGCAGAGGGGCCACUGCUCUGUUCAUGCUGCACACCAGGCAAAUAAAGAUUCUUACUCUGCA